Messenger RNA from Chanos chanos (milkfish), 2094 nucleotides. It is a transcript of the gene acss1, whose product is annotated as acyl-CoA synthetase short chain family member 1. The coding region runs from base 1 to 2094 and encodes 697 amino acids. Gene Ontology annotation, cellular component: mitochondrion. Gene Ontology annotation, molecular function: AMP binding; acetyl-CoA synthetase activity. The transcript has 14 exons. The record is from RefSeq and is a predicted model, not a curated record. Lineage: Eukaryota; Metazoa; Chordata; Actinopteri; Gonorynchiformes; Chanidae.
AUGGCUGCGCGUCGAAAUAAAUGUUUGCUGAAUUUGUUGAGCAGAGGGACGAUAUCCUUUCGACAUGACAAAAUCCAGCAAAAGAACCUCUUGUACACUCAACAGAAAAGCGCUCAGUGUAGACGCACAGCAGCCAGCAUCAGUACGGCGAAAACAGUUUUAACGCCUCACUUGAGCUCUCAUCUCGCUGGACGGUCUUACAAAGACUUGUAUGAUACAUCAGUGAAUGAUCCCGACACAUUUUGGGGCUCGAUAGCGAAAGAAAGGUUGACGUGGACCCGACAAUUUGAUCAAGUGAAGGACUGUAAUCUUUCAAGCGGAAAAAUUAACUGGUUCCUCGGAGGACAGCUAAAUGUGUCUGUUAACUGUUUGGAUGUCCACGUCGCGAGGCACCCGGAGAGAGUUGCUCUAAUUUGGGAGCGGGAUGAACCUGCCACAGAAGUGAAGGUCACCUACAGGGAGCUGCUUGAGACUACUUGUCGCCUUGCCAAUACCUUGAAGAGCCAUGGCAUUCAGAAGGGCGAUAGAGUGGCCAUCUACAUGCCAGUUUCACCCAUUGCGGUGGCUGCUAUGCUGGCGUGUGCCCGCAUUGGUGCUGUGCACACAGUCGUCUUUGCUGGCUUCAGCUCUGAGGCUUUGGCAGGGAGGAUCCAAGAUGCUCAAUGCAAGGCUGUAAUUACAUGCAACCAGGGUGUGAGAGGCGGUCGGCUCAUUAAUCUGAAGUCUACAGUGGACACGGCAGUGCAGAGUUGUCCAUCUGUUCAGCAUGUGUUUGUCGCACAGAGGACCAAUAACAGUGUGCCAAUGGGCAAACAUGACAUUCCACUUGAAGAGGCUAUGGAAAAGGAAAGUGCAGAGUGUGCCCCAGAGCCUAUGGGUAGUGAGGAGAUGUUGUUUUUGCUCUACACGUCUGGUAGUACAGGCAAACCCAAAGGCGUCGUCCACACCCAGGCUGGAUACCUGCUGUAUGCAUCCCUCACACACCAGUAUGUGUUUGACUACAGAGCAGGAGACGUAUUUGGCUGUGUGGCUGAUAUCGGCUGGAUAACUGGACACAGUUACGUAGUUUAUGGCCCUCUGGCCAAUGGAGCAACCACGGUGCUGUUUGAGAGCAUGCCUGUAUACCCUGACCCAGGCCGGUACUGGGAAACAGUAGAGAGACUGAGGAUAAACCAGUUCUAUGGGGCACCAACUGCCAUCCGCCUGUUACUAAAAUAUGAUGAAAACUGGGUAAAGAAAUAUGACAGGUCUUCCCUCAAGACCUUGGGCUCAGUGGGAGAGCCCAUCAAUCAUGAGGCGUGGGAGUGGUUUCACAAUGUCGUGGGAGAUGGGCGGUGCCCUCUGGUGGAUACUUGGUGGCAAACAGAGACCGGGGGUGUGUGCAUUGCCCCUCGUCCAGCCGAGGAGGGGGCGGAAAUUCGGCCUGCCAUGGCCAUGAGACCCUUCUUUGGUAUCCAGCCUGCUUUACUGGGGGAGAAGGGGCAGAUCAUAACUGGAAACGAUGCAAGUGGAGCUCUGUGUAUCAGUCAGCCGUGGCCUGGCAUGGCCAGGACUAUAUUUGGAGAUCAUGAGAGAUUUGUGGAUGCAUACUUCAAACCUUAUCCUGGUUAUUAUUUCACUGGGGAUGGGGCGUACCGUUCUCCUGAGGGUUAUUACCAGAUUACUGGCAGGAUGGAUGAUGUCAUCAAUAUCAGCGGGCACCGUCUGGGCACUGCUGAGAUUGAGGAUGCCCUGGAUGAACAUCCAAGUGUUCCAGAAACUGCUGUGAUUGGCAUUCCACAUGAUAUCAAAGGGGAGGUUCCAUUUGCCUUUGUGGUUUUGAAAGACAGUGGUGCUGAGAAGCAGCAAGUCAUUCUUGAAGAGCUGCAAAAGCUAGUGGCUUCAAAGAUAGCCAAAUAUGCUGUUCCUGAUCACUUCUUGAUUGUAAAGCGACUACCCAAGACAAGGUCAGGAAAGAUCAUGAGACGUAUCCUGCGCAAAAUUGCAAUGGAGCAGACAGAGAACCUGGGAGAUGUGUCCACUCUGGAUGACCCCAGUGUCGUCACAGAGGUCAUUCAGGCCUACAAACAACAGAAGGUCCAGGCAUCAAAGUAA